UGAGAUUAACCCACUCUCAUCGGAUGAUCGGUUUAUUUUGUCCUCCUCCUAAAAUUCGUAAAAGGACAUUGUCGAAGAUAUACAUAUGUAUAGAACGUGAAAGUUAUCGAAGUAUUUGAUCACCCGUUGGACGAACAAAACGCUUCGUCGAACGCAUUCUCAGUCGACGAAGGAACGUUCUCUCGCGUGGUUCCUAUCUACAGGUGUGCGAGUGAUCAUCUCCCUUAGAGAGACGAGAGUGUAGCACAUCUAAGUAUGGGUGUCACUCACGCCAGCAGUCUAUUCGUCGUGCUCGCUGUAUUUCUAAUAACAGUGGAGGGAGGCGAUAUAAUACGCAAGAGUAUUGUUUUCGACAAGAACACGCCGGACGUGUUUUAUUGUCCUCAGCAUAAGCCAACGGGAUUUGAAAAAAUGAUCGUUAAAGCUAAACCUUUAUGGAGGCUUUGUCAAUUCGAGGGUAAACCCAUUCCGGAAGAUUAUAAAAGUGACUGUUACAAUGACGUAGAUGAAUCGGAGUACGCUUGUAAGGAAAAAUACAGAAUUAUGAUGAGACUCCAUCCACCGGGAAGCAAUACGCCAUAUAACGGGACGCGUCUUUCGAAAUUUCUUACCGUCGAUAAAGAUGAAUAUGUAAAAAAGAACCAAGUAUAAUUUUAUUCUAUUAUUUAUUUCUUUGAGACUUACAUUU
Molecule: messenger RNA, 688 nt
Organism: Vespa mandarinia (Asian giant hornet)
Lineage: Eukaryota; Metazoa; Arthropoda; Insecta; Hymenoptera; Vespidae
Source: RefSeq, a predicted model, not a curated record